GAGUAUAAAGACUCAGGCUGAGGCUCGGAGUGGCAUUCUGAGAGAAGAGCUGGAGACAGCCUGUCAUGGAAGUACAGAUUAAUACCGGGCUUCAACAGACAAACUGCAGCACCAUGUGUGAAUCCACGCAGAGGUCCUGCGAACCUCGCAGGAAGCGAACGGAUGAGCGCAGUGCACCCUCAGAGAUGGCACGGAUUAUCACGGAUCCUGCCACGGGGAAGUGCUACUGUCGUGGAAAAGUUUUGGGAAAGGGGGGUUUUGCAAAAUGCUAUGAGAUGACUGACCUGUCCACCAGCAAAGUUUACGCGGCCAAGAUCAUCCCGCACGCGCGCGUCUCCAAACCUCACCAACGAGAGAAGAUUGACAGAGAAAUUGAGCUGCACAGGGCAUUGCACCAUAAACACAUUGUGCACUUUUAUCACCAUUUUGAAGACAAGGAGAACAUCUACAUUCUGCUGGAAUACUGUAGUAGAAAGUCUUUAGCCCACAUUCUCAAGGCUCGCAAAGUGCUUACAGAACCAGAGGUGCGUUAUUACCUGAGACAGAUUGUGUCUGGACUGAAGUAUCUGCAUGAGCAAGAAAUCCUCCACCGAGACCUGAAACUGGGUAACUUUUUUGUGAGCGAGUCGAUGGAACUUAAAGUCGGAGACUUUGGACUGGCUGCCAAGUUAGAGCCUGCGGGCAACAGGAGGAAGACGAUCUGUGGGACUCCCAACUACCUGUCCCCCGAGGUGCUCAACAAGCAGGGUCACGGCUGUGAAUCUGACAUCUGGGCCUUAGGCUGUGUAAUGUACACUAUGCUGCUGGGUCGCCCCCCAUUUGAAACUACCAACCUGAAGGAGACAUACAGGUGCAUAAGGGAGGCCCGCUACUCCCUUCCCUCCUCCCUUUCGCCACAGGCUAAACAGCUAAUUGCCACUCUGCUGGCCAAGAUUCCCGAGGACAGACCCAACCUGGACCACAUUCUGAGGCACGACUUCUUUACUCAGGGCUUCAGUCCAGAGCGUCUGCCGGCUAGCUGUUGCCAUUCAGCACCAGAUUUCCACAUUUCUAGUCCAGCCAAGAGUUUCUUCAAGAAAGCUGCGGCUGCUCUGUUUGGUGGAAAGAGGGACAAGGUCAAAUACUAUGAGACAUUGAAUAAGUUAACAAAAGAGGAAGAAGAAAUCUACAAACUGCAACAUGACUUGGAAAAAACCAACAUCAGCCAACAUCAGAGCAAAAGGAUGUCUGAGAAUGGAAGUCUACUUCCGCCACCUGCCAGUAGUCCAGUUGCCCUGGCAACAGAGAGCCAGUCCCCAGCAACGCAAGACACCAUCCGUCUGAUCGUCAGGGGGAGUCUGGGCAGCUGCAGCAGCAGUAGUGAAUGUCUGGAGGACAACACAACAGGGAGCAUGGCUGAGACUGUUGCGAGUGUAUUAAAGGGAUGUCUGGAGAAAAUGCCUAAAGCAAAUGACAUUCCUUCAGCCUCAAACAGUUGCAAUCUUCAGUGGGUGACUAAAUGGGUGGACUACUCCAACAAGUAUGGCUUUGGUUACCAGUUGUCUGAUUACACCGUGGGCGUUCUCUUCAACAACGGCACUCACAUGAGCCUCUUGCCAGACCGAAAGACCAUCCAUUACUACGCAGAGUUGGGCCAGCGCUCUGUGUUCCCCACCUGUGAGGUUCCAGAGCACUUUGUGGGCCAGGUGACGGUGCUCAAGUAUUUUUCACACUACAUGGAGGAAAAUCUUAUGGAUGGCGGAGACCUCGGUACUAUCACAGAUGCACACAUGCCUAGACUCUACUUGCUGCAGUGGCUCAAGUCUGAUCGUGCCCUCAUGAUGCUCUUUAACAAUGGCACAUUCCAGGUUAACUUCUACCACGAUCACACCAAGAUCAUCCUGUGUUCCCAGAGGGAUGAGUAUGUGCUGACAUACAUCAAUGAAGACCGCGUCUCCAAAACCUUCAAGCUUAGCUCUCUGUUGACAUCCGGGUGCCCCACCGACCUGCGUCAGCGCUUGGUGUACUCCCUCAAUAUGCUCCUGCAGAGAUGCAGCUAAGCCUACAACAUGCAUUAUGGACAGAACAACUGACAGGUCUACUCACUGUGCCGCUGCAGUGCUGCAGAAGAACGAGGAGCAGAAAAAAACAACCUGCGAAAGAUGUGUGGAUUGCUUGGCUGGGCUUGAGCAGAAUAAGAACACAUUCCUACACCGGUGCACCGUCAUGACUCAGCAUCGGUGCAGGUGAAACCUUAAUGCCAAGAGACUGAAAGAGGCUGAGAGUAUGAAAUGUAGCACCAUGACCGUGGAAGGAAAAGGGCUGAUUUAUAUUGAUUGAUUGAUGGAAAGUAGGAAGGACCGGGUAUGUCGGUACGAAUGUAACCCAAGAUGCUUUAGGGGGAAAAAAGAGGGAUGUGUAGGAAGUAAAGACAGCUGCUGGGCUGGUACCAGCUUGAUUGUGUAAGUAUAGAUUGACUGUAGAGGUAUACACUGAUGUUCUGAACCCACACAGAACGUUUCAGAUAUUGUAAAUCAUGUACAGUUCAUAUCACAACCAUCACAGCAAUGCAAAGAAAUUACAUGCUGAUGUGUGUGUGUGUGUGUGUGUGCUUCAGGGUUUGGUUGUUUCUGAUUGUUUGUCUCUGUCCGAGCGAUAGGAGUGUAAUAUCACACUAACUUUAAAAACUGUGAUUUGUUCUCUUUAUUGGGCUAAGCACACUGAGCUAGGGACCAGAGAGGGGGUGUGGGCAAGGAGAGGCGCAGGAGGAGAGAAUUUUACGAGGGUAAACAGUACUAAAGAUCCUUACAGAUCCCUUCAGAGCCAUUAUCACCUUGGUAAAAUUGUACUAAAUAACUUAUUGUGACAGAAAAGUUCAGUAUUUAUUUAUUUAAUAAACAAGAAUGUUUUC
Menidia menidia (Atlantic silverside) is the source of this 2890-nucleotide messenger RNA. Lineage: Eukaryota; Metazoa; Chordata; Actinopteri; Atheriniformes; Atherinopsidae. The record is from the annotation of a GenBank genome assembly.